AAAGGCUAAAAUGGCGGAGGAGGCUGUUUCUAAUAAAUACCUGAAGACAGCAGUCUUUCCUAGUUUGGAGGAAGAAGGGGAGAGCUCCAUCCAGUACAUGUAACCUACGCUCAACCCCGCGGUUUUCCCUGCGUUGGAUGAUGCCGAUCCUACUUUCCACUGGCUGUGUAUUUCCCCUUCCUUCCUGUGUGCAGUAGCAGCGGCUAUAGGAUAGUGAAGGAAUGAAGAAAAAAAGAGAAAUAAUUAAAAAAACACCAAACCAAAACAGGCGGAGAAUGAAAGAAAUUAGGAGACCUUAAACUUACGACGAGAAAGAGUCAGUGUUCUUACAGUAACAAUUGAAGAGGGAACAGAGGUGGAGACUCAGGAAGAGGGAUGUAGAUUAAAGCGGCGGAAGAGGAAGAGGGGCCUAAGAUUUACUGUAUCGCGGCGCCUAGGAAGUCGCUGCUGGUGGAUCCGCCCCCCUAAGGGAGGGAGUGAGAGAGAGAGAGACAGGCUGGCUGGCUGGCCUGCUGGCUGGGGCCGUUGGAAUAGAUACCUUUUCGCUUCAUAUGCUCACCCCCCCCCCCCCCCCCCCCUUCAUUUCUUUCCCCUUUUUGUUGCUUGUUCGUUUCGCGCUUGACAGUCACUGCGUAAGUCGGGAGGGACCUAGGCUAAAACGACGCUCGAGCAACCCAGCAGGAGCCUAGGGACAAGCCUGGGCUACAGCCUCAAAAUUAGGAUGUCCCGUCAUGAAGAGAAGGGAAUACCAUUGAAGAUGCCUUUACGAGUGAGGUUUGAUCACUAGAUAUUGCAACAAUUUUGUGGCGUCAGUAUGCAAGAUUUUCUCCCAUCUGUCUCCCUGUUUCCACACCACUGCCGCUGUGUUGGUCUUUGAUGAGGUGUCAGCUGUGAUGCAUGUUUAAAAGGAAAUUUUCGAGGUCGCAGAUACAAGUGUUUAAUUUGCUACGAUUACGAUUUAUGUGCAACUUGUUAUGAAAGUGGUGCAACAACAACAAGGCAUACAACUGACCAUCCAAUGCAGUGCAUACUAACAAGAGUAGAUUUUGAUUUGUAUUAUGGUGGAGAGGCUUUCUCUGUAGAGCAGCCACAGUCCUUUACUUGUCCUUAUUGUGGAAAGAUGGGUUAUACGGAAACAUCUCUUCAAGAACAUGUGGCUUCUGAACACACAGAAACAUCAACAGAGGUGAUCUGUCCAAUAUGUGCAGCAUUACCUGGAGGGGAUCCUAAUCAUGUCACCGAUGACUUUGCAGCUCAUCUUACACUGGAACAUAGAGCUCCUAGAGAUUUAGAUGAAUCUAGUGGUGUUCGGCACGUACGUAGAAUGUUUCACCCAGGCCGGGGUUUGGGAGGCCCUCGUGCACGUAGAUCAAACAUGCACUUUACUAGCAGUUCCACUGGUGGGCUUUCAUCUUCUCAGAGUUCAUAUUCUCCAAGCAAUAGAGAAACCAUGGAUCCUAUAGCUGAACUUUUAUCUCAGUUAUCAGGCGUGAGACGUUCUGCAGGGCAGCUCAAUUCUUCUGGCCCUUCUGCUUCUCAGUUACAGCAGCUGCAGAUGCAACUGCAGUUGGAGCGACAGCAUGCACAGGCAGCAAGACAACAACUGGAGACUGCACGCAAUGCAACUAGACGCACUAACACAAGCAGCAUUCCCACCACUCUUACACAAUCUAUAGCAGCAACCAAUACAUCUAACGUGGAAAGCAAUCAGCAGACUAUACAGAAUUCCCAGUUUCUUCUUACAAGGUUGAAUGAUCCUAAGAUGUCAGAAGCAGAGCGUCAAUCAAAGGAAAGUGAACAGGCAGACCGCAGUUUGUUUGUUCAAGAGCUUCUACUGUCCACUUUGAUGCAGGAAGAAAGUUCCUCCUCAGAUGAGGAUGAACGAGGAGAGAUUGCUGAUUUUGGUGCUAUGGGCUGUGUAGAUAUUAUGCCUCUAGAUGUUGCUUUAGAAAAUCUAAAUUUAAAAGAGAAUAAUAAAAGAAAUGAGCCUCCUCUUUGAUGGCAUCCCACUGUGCAGACAAUGUCCUCUGUGUUGUAUUUGCCAAUGAAAGUGGACAGAAACUAUCUUGGGUUUGUUUUGGUGAUUGUAAUUUCAGGUCUGUCAUUCUUGUUACAUUGUGUACAUUCAAAGGAAGAGAAAAAAUAUAUAUAAUAUAAUCAUUUCCAUUUAACCAAUUUUUACUUUUAGCAGGUAAAUAUAGGUUGCAGUGCACAGAAAAAAGCUCUGCGUUCUGUACCUUGACAUGCAAAAAGCUCUCUCAAUAGUCCACAUUAAAACUGAAGAGGAGAAAAUGAAAAAUCUCUAAUGAAGCUGCUGUGUGUAUUUAUGAAUAUUAAUGAAUAAAGAUUGCUUGGAUGGUUUACCUGAA
Molecule: messenger RNA, 2369 nt
Organism: Colius striatus (speckled mousebird)
Lineage: Eukaryota; Metazoa; Chordata; Aves; Coliiformes; Coliidae
Product: E3 ubiquitin-protein ligase KCMF1
Exons: 8
Coding region: 1019-1999 (326 amino acids)
Biological process (GO): synaptic signaling
Cellular component (GO): plasma membrane
Molecular function (GO): zinc ion binding
Source: RefSeq, a predicted model, not a curated record